CAGCGGCUGACGGCGGGGGAGGAGCCGGGUCCACUGCCGGGUGGAGGGGCAAGGCGAGUGUCCUUAUCCUACCGAUUGGGGCCCGGGCCUGUGAGCCAGUUGGAGUCGCGGCAGCGUGAACGAUCGGGCCGAGCGGAAGCAGACAUGUUGCUCUUCGUUGAGCAGGUGACAUCUAAAGGCACUGGUUUAAAUCCUAAUGCUAAAGUGUGGCAAGAAAUUCCUUCUGGAAAUCCGGAUGGCACUCCUGUAACUGAAACCUCUUGGAAUGAAACUGCAGCCCCAUCUGGACCUCACCCUGAGGGCAAUACAGAACUUCCAGAAGAUAUGUGUAAGGAAUAUGAAGUAAUGUAUUCUCCAUCUUGUGAAACCACAAGAAAUACUGCAGACAUUGAAGAGUCAGCUGAUGGAAUGCUCUUAGGACCGGAAGACCUGAGUUACCAACUAUAUGAUGUUUCUGGAGAAAGCAGUUCAACAAUUUCUACAGAAGAUUUAAAAGAAUGUCUGAAGAAACAAUUGGAGUUCUGUUUCUCACGAGAAAAUUUAUCAAAGGACCUUUACUUGAUAUCUCAAAUGGAUAGUGAUCAGUUCGUACCAAUAUGGACAGUUGCCAACAUGGAAGAAAUAAAAAAAUUGACUACAGAUCCAGAUUUAAUUCUUGAAGUAUUGAGAUCUUCCCCUAUGGUACAAGUUGAUGAGAAGGGAGAAAAGGUGAGGCCAAGUCAUAAGCGUUGUAUUGUGAUUCUCAGAGAAAUCCCUGAGACCACACCUGUAGAGGAAGUGAAAGCUUUGUUUAAAAAUGAAAACUGCCCCAAAGUGAUAAGCUGUGAGUUUGCACACAACAGCAACUGGUAUAUCACUUUCCAGUCAGACACAGACGCACAGCAGGCUUUUAAAUACUUAAGAGAAGAAGUUAAGACAUUUCAGGGCAAGCCAAUCAUGGCAAGGAUAAAAGCCAUCAAUACAUUUUUUGCUAAGAAUGGUUAUCGAUUAAUGGAUUCUAGUAUGUAUACUCAACCUCUUCAGACGCCAACCCAAUAUCCCUCACCAGUCUUCAUGCAGCCAGUGUAUAAUCCUCAUCAGCAGUACUCAGUGUAUAGUAUUGUGCCUCAGUCAUGGUCUUCAAGUCCUGCACCUUACUUUGAAACACCACUGGCUCCCUUUCCCAAUGGUAGUUUUGUGAAUGGCUUUAGUUCACCAGGAUCUUAUAAAACAAAUGCUGCUGCUAUGAAUAUGGGCCGACCAUUCCAAAAAAAUCGGGUGAAGCCUCAUUUUAGGUCAUCUAGUGGUUCAGAACACUCAGCAGAGGGCUCUGUGUCAUUAGGGGAUGGACCACUGAGCAGAUCUAGUUCAAGGAUCUUUCUUUCUGAACGGCAUAACCCAACAGUAACAGGGCAUCAGGAACAAACUUAUCUUCCAAAGGAGGCUCCAAUUUUACAGAUGGAACAGAAUGGAGACUUUGGAAGAGGCAGGAGAACUCUCUUCAGAGGCCGAAGACGAAGAGAUGAUGACAGAAUCCCAAGACCCCAGCCUGCUGCAACUGAAGCAAAGGCUCCAACACCAAAGUUUGACUUACUUGCUACAAAUUUUCCUCCUUUACCUGGAAGUUCAUCAAGAAUGCCAGAUGAACUUGCUUUGGAGAAUAGAAUGUCUGAUAUCGUUAAAGGUGUCUACAAAGAAAAGGUAAACUCUGAGGAAGGUGAGGAUGUGAGAGUUAGUUGCCCAGUUCCUGCAGAGGACGGACAGACAGACUGUACUUCUGGGCCACAGCUCAGCAUAAGUCCUAGUCCUCCCUGUACAGCUGAGCCUCCUGCAUUAAGCACAACUCAGCAAGAGAAGGAUCAAAUGGAGGAUUCCAUUGUUCCAAAGGAUGUUCUCAAUCCAGUGACUGUACCAGUGUCUUCUCCAACUACUACAAAGCCAUCAAGGGCAAACACUGCUUCACCUUGCGAUAGUAACAUAAAUACACCUAUGGCUGUGGCCCUACAGGAACCUCGAAAGUUAAGCUAUGCUGAAGUGUGUCAGAAGCCUCCUAAAGAGCCAUCUCCAGUUCUUGUCCAGCCAUUGCGGGAACGGUCCAAUGUAGUAUCUCCUACCAGAAAUGAAGAGAACGGAGCUCCUGAGAAGCCUGUUGAGAAGCCACAUGAGAAACCAGAAACACGGGCUAGUAAGGAUCACUCCGGCUUCCGAGGCAGCACCAUUCCCAGGGGAGCAGCUGGAAAAAUCAGGGAACAGAGACGCCAGUUCAGCCCUAGGGCUACACCUCAGGGAGUGACUCGACGCAAUGGGAAAGAGCAAUAUGUGCCACCCAGAUCACCAAAGUAAAAACAAAACCAUACAAAAACUACUCAGAAGCUUCUCUUCCCACUAAACUUGAGCCUCUGUUGAACUGAAUUGGAGGGGAGAAAGUAGCCAGGAAAGAAUGGGAAGUAUGUACUAAAUAUUUCGGAUUUUUGGAAUUGUGAGUAGAAAGAGCCCAAAAUUCAUCUCUAAAUGAUUUUCAAAUGCUGGAGGAUUCCAAUCAGUAUAAAUAUAUAUAAAUAUAUAUAUAUAUAUACACACACAUAUAUAUAUAAAUAUAAUUUUUCUAUUUUUGUUUUUGAUUUUAAUUUGCAGGGAUUUUCUGCCUGGAAUCAAUUUUGAGGGUUCAGAUUUAGGUUGGGAGAGAAAACAAAAAACAUUAUACAUCCUUCAGUAUAGGAGAUGAGGGAGUGAGAGAAAUAUUUUUUGAAGAAACAUUUCUGUAAAAAUUAGAAAUUACUUUUUUUAAUCUAUUUAAAGUUUGGCUUGAAGAAUGCUAUCUCUGACUAAAUGGCCUUGUGUUGCGAAGUAGAUGAGUGGCUGGGGAGUCUGUUCUGGUCUGAGUGUGUGCAAAGGGGAUUUAAGCCAAAUCUAUUGUCAUGUUAGUAAAUGAUUUCAAAGCUGAAUGUAAUACUUGAGUAGAUUUUCUUUGUAGUUUGGAAUUUAGGUUUUUUUUUUUUUUUUUUGACAUUACUAAUACUGUAUUAUAUGAGCAAACUAUAACGCUCUGAUUGUGUAUGAAGCUGUGACUACCAAUCAGUUUGAUAUUCAAGGAAAGAACGGAGAUUAUUCAAGGAAAAAAAUUGAAAAUUCUGUUUUAGACCUGAAUACUGGCUAGGUCAAAUAGGUUUCAGAGGUUCAAACUGCUCUGUGACUUUUUUUUUCCUUUUAAAAAUUUUUUUCUUAAUUGCUUGUUAGUCUCUGUUCAUUGACUGCCCCAAAAGCAAAAUGACUAACUAUUUACUGGACUGUGUGUUCUUACUACUUUGACCAGUUUAAUCAGAUCAUAUAACUGUUCUAAGCUGCAUAAUGGAAUGUUGAACGAUUUUAGAAUUUUAGGUCCCAGGAUCAUACUGACCUGCCAGUAAUUUAUUUGUAUUGGUUUAAAUGAAAUAGUGCUUCUUGGUGAGGGGGUAUAAAUCUUCAACCCUGGCCUCCAGAGGCAUGGCAGGUGGGUCUCAGUUCCAGUCCAUCCAGGACUCUACUUCUCACUAACUAGUCUCUGUCUGAAAACACGAAAAGAAAAAGAAAGAUGAAACCGUAUAAGUGACAUUUUAACUGGUCUAAAAGAAAAAUUCAAAUAUUAAUUUGGGGAACUUUAUUGUUUACAAUAUUUAACAUCUUUCUUUUGCUUCCCCCCAAAGUACACCUUAGCAUUCGCAGACUAAAAUAGCAAGUCAAGAAUUUUUUGAAAUAAAGUGAAAAAGUGGUUGAAGAAAAUAAAUGCAUAAUUUUUCAGUGAAUAAAGUUGUAGCUGUCAUACAUUAAAUAGGCAAAGUUACAUGCUGGUAUUUAGAAAACAGCUCAAAUAUGAAAAACCAUGUUGCAUUAAUCUGUUUUAAGUCAAAUCAUUUUUACAGUUUUAUGUAGGGUGGUGGUUUGUUUAUCUUCUUAGGGAUAGCUUACAAUAGCAAGAACUGUCCCUUAUAUUAGUGAGUUACGUAUGUACAAAUUGAAACUGUAAAUUGUGAACACUGGAAAGCACCAUUGUGACAUAAACAUCGUAGUAAUAUAUUUAAAAUGAAUGUAAAUGGAAGUUAAAAUUACAUUACUGUGAAACUUACCUUCCAAGUGUCAGAGAUUUGUGUUAGUGGGUAAUUCCUAAGAGCUUUGAAAACACUGCACAAUCUGUGUAACCCAGAAUUAUUAUUUCUUUGUAACUUAUUCAGCUUGGCGAGCGCUUUUGAUUUGGCAGAUUGAUAACAUGGUAUAAUAUAUUUACUUAGAUGGAAACAAUUAUUUCUACAUACUUUUUUUAAUAUCUGCUAGAUGAAACAUACAAUAAAACUACCUGUACUAAAAUUUGGGAGAACUUUAGGUCCUUUAAAAAGUAUUAAUAAUCAUUAGCUACAUCUAUGAUGAAAGUGUUUAUUCUGGUUUACUUAAAAAUGAUAAACAUUUAAAGUGUUAACAUCUUAUGAAUGCGGUGAAUUAAUAGAAUAAACAUUUUGCAAAAAAUCGCUUGAUAAGGAUUAUAAACUUUAUUUUUGCACUUAAAAUGAAAAAUACUUUUUUGUUUUCUCUAAAUGUGUCACAGAUGUAGUUUGUGUGACUUACUGAUAAUCCAUUACUACAGGUUGGUCUUUUUAACAGUGCUUCCCUUGAAACCAGGGCCUUACACACCCCAGGAGUGUUCAAGCACUGAGCUAUACCUCCAACUUCUAAAGGUCUGAUUGAAAUCCCAAGAAAAUUUUCCUCUUAAAGCAAGUAUAUUCUUGUUUUGUUUUGUUUUCUCCAAAUACUGAGUAUAGAAAUUUUUUUAAGCAUAGGAUUUUUAUUUCAAUUUUCCUCAGUAUUUCUACACAGCUCCAUCUGAUGGGGGUGUAUCCGGGAGGGUGAUGAAUGUGAAAGUGUAAUAUAUAUUUACAGUGUGUAUUUGGCAGUAGUUUUAUUGCAGCGUGUGUAAAUGAUGCCUGUGAGUUAUGUGAAGCUGGCUUUUACCCAUCAAUACUCAAGUCAAUUGGGUGGGUGUUCACUGUACUUCAACUAUUUAUUGGUUGUGUAAAUGGGGAAAUUUAAACGUCAAAGUUUGCUCUUCACCUUAUGGCUUGCAUUACUGAAGUCCAAGGGUAGAUAAAAUGAUGCUGAAUGUAUCCCACUGUAGUCCAUCUGUAGUUCCCACUGCAUGAAGAGAACGAGCAGACUUCACAUAAGUUCAUCACCUUGCACUUCAGAGAAGGUGCUUAGAGGGGCUGGCAUGGCAAAACCUUCUCAUCUUCUGUCUUGAUGAUACCUAAUCUUUAAUCUGAAUAAUCUCAGUCUUGCCAAAUACUCAGUGGCGUUUAAAAGAAUCUACAUUCUUACCCACCUGUAUUUUGGAGACAGAUGAAACCUUGCAGUGAUAGGGGUUUGUUGUCUUACCUGCAUAUCUUUCAUAUAUUCAAAUGAUGUGCAGAAUUUUAAUUUAUUUUUAGUUCCUAAAGUUAAGGUAGCUUCAAUAUUAUUUCACAUUCCUUCUUUUUAAAUAACCAGAUUUGCUUUGCAAAGACUUAGGAGCGAAAUUAAGUUAGUAUCUUUCACUUUAGGGUAAAGAGAACAAGAAAAUAUUAUUUAAGAGUUAGGAGCACUUUGUCUAGUUUUGUUAGUUAUGUAUGGCCUUAAUAAUCAGUCUCUUGGCUUAAAUGUUCGCUGGUUUUACUUUGACACAGUUGAACAGCACUGGGGUUCAGUUCCUGAUGCUUGUGUUGGCAAUAUAUAGUAACCAUAUUUUAAGAGUAUCAUUCUGGCUUUUUAUGGGAAAGAUAAAAAUCAAACAGUAUAUUCCUUUUGAGGGUUUUUUUAAUACGUAAAUAUAUAUAAAUAUAAUAUAUGAUGGAUUUUUUCUAAUUUUUUAUAUUUCCUUACAAUUUGGUGGCUAUUACUCUAACUUUAGACUCUUUGGCAUAUACUAAGUAGCUAGUCUGGGCUUUGAAGAAUAUGCAUGGACAUUUCAGUUUUUAUUAGCUGAAUGAGGACAUUUUGAAUUCUCUUAAAAGUCACCUGACUAUUAAAUAACUUUAUUUUUAAACUAACAAUUUGUUGUGUCUUAUUACACAUUACACAGUCCUAAAGGUGCGGCUCUGAUGUCUGUGAGCUGUGGGCCAAGUAUUCUGUUUUCAGCUCUAUUGAAUAGUACAGAACACUGACUAGAAAUGUAAAGAGAUACCCACAUCGAUGUUCUGUUUGUGUUUUUCCAGCUGAUUCAGGUGUCCAUUGAAUGACGUAUCUCUUAAAUGUUGGGGGAGUGCAGUGUCAGAACCAGUUAUCUGGCUUCUGUUUUGUCCAUAGCUUAGAUUUGUUCCGUUGUCAGAAUUGUCCCCCACCCCCCAAAUGGUGUGACACGUACUCAUGCAUAAACUGUUAAAACGAGCAUCUUUGUAUUUGUAUUGUUUUCGACAUUGCCAAGGUGCUAUGGGAAAUUAAAAUUACAAAAUUAGAAAAAAAUAAAAUUAUUGAAAAACA
This is a messenger RNA of Apodemus sylvaticus (European woodmouse), 6459 nucleotides long. RefSeq names its product La ribonucleoprotein 4 (gene Larp4). Gene Ontology annotation, molecular function: mRNA 3'-UTR binding. Gene Ontology annotation, biological process: positive regulation of translation. The transcript has 16 exons. Gene Ontology annotation, cellular component: cytoplasmic stress granule; cytosol. The record is from RefSeq and is a predicted model, not a curated record. Bases 145 to 2322 code for a protein of 725 amino acids. NCBI's taxonomy places the organism in Eukaryota, Metazoa, Chordata, Mammalia, Rodentia, Muridae.